This is a messenger RNA of Erpetoichthys calabaricus (reedfish), 1021 nucleotides long. RefSeq names its product COP9 signalosome subunit 8 (gene cops8). Lineage: Eukaryota; Metazoa; Chordata; Cladistia; Polypteriformes; Polypteridae. Gene Ontology annotation, biological process: COP9 signalosome assembly; protein deneddylation. Gene Ontology annotation, cellular component: COP9 signalosome. The record is from RefSeq and is a predicted model, not a curated record. The transcript has 7 exons. The coding region runs from base 96 to 671 and encodes 191 amino acids.
AGUGGACGCUCGCUGGUGGCGUGAACCGGAAGAUAAAGACAGCGAACGUUCUUGCCGCUUACUUCGGCGCAAACAACAGCAGCCGCUGAAAGAAAAUGCCGGCAGCGACGAGCGUCGGGGACAAUUACAACAAACUACUGGAACAGUGCGAGGCGCAGGAGCUGGAGGCCCCUGGUGGGAUCGCGACGCCGCAGGUUUACGGUCAGCUGCUGGCCUUGUAUCUUCUUCACAAUGACAUGAAUAAUGCCCGCUACUUGUGGAAGAGGAUUCCUCAGGCGCUCAAGACGGCUAAUCUGGAAUUGGGAGCCAUAUGGGCAGUGGGGCAGCACAUCUGGCAGAGAGACUUUCCUGGCAUCUACACGACCAUCGCUGCGUACCAGUGGUCCGAGUCCAUUCAGCCCAUCAUGGAUGCACUGAGAGAGGUGACACGCCAACGGGCAUUUGGGCUGGUGGCACAAGCUUACACCUCCAUCAUGGCUGACGAUUUUGCUGCUUUUGUCGGGUGCCCAGUGGAUGAAGCCGUCCAAGGUGUUGUUAAUCAGGGAUGGCAAGCUGACCCGAGUACCAGGAUGGUGAUGCCCAAAAAGCCAGAUCCCCCUCCAGUGUCGCUCAUCCCCAACGAGCAGCAGUUGGCGCGCCUCACCGACUAUGUCGCUUUCCUUGAGAACUGAAGGGCACCCUCCAGGGCUGAAGACAUUGGCAUUUGAGGCGGGCCUGAAGGCGGUGGGCAUGGACUCGGACCCCAAGCCAUUUCGUUUUUGUUUCCCCCGCUUCUUCUCUACAAUAUUUAGCGUGGAGACCAUCAGCUUUCUGGACUGCUGCUACUUGCUGAUCGUCGUGUCUUCACUCAAGUUCUUCAGCAGGCCGAGCCCCACGUGGUUUGGAACAGCCAGGUGCCAACUGAGGUGCCAAGGCUUCUACUCACACUGACUGACUGCUUCUGUGUUUUUCUGUAAUGGAUUCCAUAGAACACUUUCAAGCUCAGCUGGCUCACUUGGGCACCACUCUAUGCCCCCUAGCU